AUGGACAAGGUAACUAAAUCAGUUGAAUUGAUGCACACUGUCAAUUCUGUCACCAUAAAGUUGGGUGCCAUCUGCCAUCUGCAGAGUAUCAAAACUUCUUCUAGAUCAAAGAAAGCUAAUCCAGAAUCAACCAUAGUCAGUGCAAGAAGGUUAUACAAGGUAGAUGAUAUUUCAUCAGAGAGGUAUACUACAGUGAAGAUAUAA
Triticum turgidum subsp. durum (durum wheat) is the source of this 204-nucleotide messenger RNA. The record is from the annotation of a GenBank genome assembly. Lineage: Eukaryota; Viridiplantae; Streptophyta; Magnoliopsida; Poales; Poaceae.